CCCAACCCCCUGGGCACAUACCGCUCAAGGACCUGCCUCUCUGAGAAACUUCAAGUCUCCCUCCUUUAGCGACCUCGGGGUUGACCUUUUGCCGCUAGCCCUCGCUCCUAGGUCCACAAAAGCGCCCUUUCGGGUCCCCACGCUGCAGGCGUUGCUUUCGCCACCUCCAUCCUUGCCACUCGCGGAGUGAGGGGCAGUACGGGCCCUUUAAGAGCAGCAGGACCAGAGAGCUGAAGCUUGGAAGAGAACACUGCCGCCCGACUAGCUUCAGAGGACAGGCGCUGGGGACUAGACUACGAGAACCCGGCGGGUUCAUCCUUGUGGGGUCGCGGCGAGACCUCAACCAUCUCUCCCAACCGUGUCAUCCUUUCUGACCCGAGCCCUGCCUUCCUCUACUGCCCGCCCUGGCCUAACCCCGCCCCGCCCCGGGCCACCGGGACAGGGAGCCGGGGCGCCGGUGCCGCAGCCAGAGGCAGGUGAAGAGAGCCGGGAGUGUCCACCUCCCGCGCCGCAACGCUGAGCAUCCAGGUCGAACAUCCCGGUUGAGCAUCUCUGCUGAGCAUCCUUGCGUUGCAGCGGCCGGAGACGCGUCAAGGCCGGCUGCGUGAUGGCAGAGAAGGCAUUGGAGGCCGUGGGCUGUGGACUGGGCCCUGGGGCCGUGGCCAUGGCCGUGACCCUGGAGGACGGGGCAGAGCCCCCUGUGCUGACCACGCACCUAAAGAAGGUGGAGAACCAUAUUACAGAAGCACAGCGCUUCUCUCACCUGCCCAAGCGCUCUGCUGUGGACAUCGAGUUCGUGGAACUGUCCUAUUCCGUGCGGGAGGGGCCCUGCUGGCGCAAACGGGGUUACAAGACCCUCCUUAAGUGCCUGUCUGGUAAGUUCUGUCGCCGAGAGCUGAUUGGCAUCAUGGGCCCCUCUGGGGCUGGCAAGUCCACAUUCAUGAACAUCUUGGCAGGGUACAGGGAGUCGGGGAUGAAGGGGCAGAUCCUGGUUAAUGGGAGGCCACGCGAUCUGAGGACCUUCCGCAAGAUGUCCUGCUACAUCAUGCAGGAUGACAUGCUUCUGCCUCACCUCACAGUCCUGGAGGCCAUGAUGGUCUCUGCCAACCUGAAGCUGAGUGAGAAGCAAGAGGUGAAGAAGGAACUGGUGACAGAGAUCCUGACAGCCCUGGGACUGAUGUCCUGCUCUCACACGAGGACAGCACUGCUCUCUGGAGGGCAGAGGAAGCGCCUGGCCAUUGCUCUGGAACUGGUCAACAACCCACCUGUCAUGUUCUUUGAUGAGCCUACGAGCGGUCUAGACAGCGCUUCUUGUUUCCAAGUGGUGUCCCUCAUGAAGUCCCUGGCCCAUGGGGGCCGCACCAUCAUCUGCACCAUCCACCAGCCCAGUGCCAAGCUCUUUGAGAUGUUUGACAAGCUCUACAUCUUGAGUCAGGGACAGUGCAUCUUCAAGGGCGUGGUUACCAACCUGAUUCCCUAUCUGAAGGGGCUUGGCUUGCACUGUCCCACCUACCACAACCCCGCUGACUUCAUCAUUGAGGUGGCCUCUGGAGAGUAUGGAGACCUGAACCCCAUGCUGUUCAGGGCUGUGCAGAAUGGCCUUUGCACCAUGGCCGAGAAGAAGAGCAGCCCUGAGAAGAAUGAGGUCCCUGCCCACUGCCCCACUUGCCCUCCGGAACUGGAUCCUAUUGAAAGCCACACUUUUGCCACCAGCACCCUAACCCAGUUCUGUAUCCUCUUCAGGAGGACCUUCUUGUCCAUCCUCAGGGACACGGUCCUCACCCACUUGCGGUUCAUGUCACAUGUGCUGAUCGGUGUCCUCAUUGGCCUCCUCUACCUGCACAUCGGAGAUGAUGCCAGCAAGGUCUUCAACAACACCGGCUUCCUCUUCUUUUCCAUGCUCUUCCUCAUGUUUGCAGCCCUCAUGCCAACUGUGCUCACCUUUCCCUUAGAGAUGGCGGUCUUCAUGAGGGAGCACUUGAACUACUGGUACAGUCUUAAAGCCUAUUACCUGGCCAAGACCAUGGCUGAUGUGCCGUUCCAGGUGGUAUGCCCAGUGGUGUACUGCAGCAUCGUGUACUGGAUGACAGGCCAGCCAGCAGAGACCAGCCGCUUCCUGCUCUUCUCAGCCUUGGCCAUAGCCACCGCCUUAGUUGCCCAGUCUUUGGGACUCUUGAUUGGUGCUGCCUCUACCUCCUUGCAGGUGGCCACCUUUGUGGGCCCAGUGACUGCCAUCCCUGUCCUCUUGUUUUCUGGAUUCUUCGUCAGUUUCAAGACCAUCCCCACUUACCUGCAAUGGAGCUCCUACCUCUCCUAUGUCAGGUACGGCUUUGAGGGUCUGAUCCUGACCAUCUAUGGCAUGGAGCGAGGACAUCUGACCUGCUUAGAAGAACAGUGCCCAUUCCAGGACCCACAGAUCAUCUUGCAUGAGCUAGAUGUGGAGGAGGCCAAACUCUACAUGGACUUCCUGGUUCUGGGCAUCUUUUUCCUUGCCCUGCGGCUGCUGGCAUACCUUGUGCUCCGGUACCGGGUCAAGUCUGAGAGAUAGAGCCUGGCGCCUACCUCUUCUGGGCAGGAAGCCCCCAGUUCCAGCCCUUUGGAGCUGUUUUAAACUUGUAGACUUGGGCGUUGGUUGCUGGUGCAGCUGCCCUCCUCUCCCUCAGCUGCUUCACAGGCUAUGGGCCCUGGCUCCCAGCCUCAGCCCCAGAGGAAGGGCUCCAGCCCUCCUGUCAAGGCCAGGAGUCUUCCCAAGUUGAUGCAGUUUGUAGCUUCCUCCCUACUGUCUCCAACACCUGCAUGCAAAGACUGCUGGGAGGUUGCUGCCCUCCUCUGCAGAAAGCACCCUCCUCUGUUGUUUGCCCGGGAGCUCCAUGUUCUCUAGGCCUUGACUUACAAGUGAUCAGAUUGACUCCCUCUGGGGUCCCCACCACACUAGUGUUGAUAAACUGCUAUCAGGUUGGAGUCCCAGGGCUGGGCCCUGAUGGGGUCCCCAGGGAGUUCCAUCAUGGACAUUGGAUGGAGCAAGGAGGGACUCUGGAAGCUUCCUCCUCCUCCCCUUUUUUCCCCACACCCACUUUGGCUAAUUUGGACUAUCCAUUGGGACAGAAGCCGGGCUUUCUGUCUGGGCCACCAUUCCCAAUCCUGGAGAUUGGCGAGAGCAUAGGAUGUCCCUGUCCCUUCCCUAAGCCUUCAGUCAGGGUAGAUCUCAAUGGCACCUCUGCAAUAAUGUCUGUGUCACUCUCCCAUCUGCCACAGGAACUGGAGAAUGCACUUUAUUCUGGGGGGUGAGCCAGGGAAGCCCCCAUCCUCCCUCCUUGCUGCUUCUGAGACCCAGUUCCCCGCGCUCCUUUCCUCUCCAGAAUCAUGUCACAGGCACAAAAAGACCACCAGGCAAUCUCAGCCCUACACAGGCACCAACCAUCCCUUACGGUUCAGAGGAAGAGUGACUGUGGCAGGGAGUAGUCCCAAUGUCGUCCUGCAGAAUCCCACUUUGGAGGCUGAGAAUGAGACUGGUGUGAUCCAGUGUGGCUCCAGGCUCUGCAGGUGUCUAUCUCCCAGUCUUCCCUCCCUCUGGAGCCCGGGGUGGCACUGGCCUCCUGGAAGUCAGAACCCAAGAAGCACAAGAAUGGGCAUAACUGGCCUCAGCCACUGCUCCAACAUGGCCCUCCUUUUGUGCCCCAAGCUGACACUUGCUCACUCGCCCCUUCUCCAGCUGCCUGCUGCUCACUCAAACUUCUGUUCACAUAUAUUCAUCUUCCAGUCAGCAGCUGGUUCCUGGACAUCAGAGCAGCAGGGCCUGGACGCCAGGUGGCAGACAUACCUGUCUGUUUUCUCAGUGGGUCCAGGAUCAUCCUAUAUCUGGUUUCUCUCCUCCAGGACUCUUUCCCCAGUCCCUGUGCUCUCUCCUCUGUAUCUGCCCCACGUUCUUCUCAUUACACAGAGACUAGUUGUAUUUGUGGGAUUUCACCCAUUAUUAAUAAAACCUAUAUUUAUACAGUA
Molecule: messenger RNA, 3999 nt
Organism: Mastomys coucha (southern multimammate mouse)
Lineage: Eukaryota; Metazoa; Chordata; Mammalia; Rodentia; Muridae
Gene: Abcg4
Product: ATP binding cassette subfamily G member 4
Exons: 15
Coding region: 608-2548 (646 amino acids)
Cellular component (GO): plasma membrane
Molecular function (GO): ATP hydrolysis activity; ATP binding; ABC-type transporter activity
Source: RefSeq, a predicted model, not a curated record